Botrytis porri is the source of this 2343-nucleotide messenger RNA. RefSeq lists its product as uncharacterized. NCBI's taxonomy places the organism in Eukaryota, Fungi, Ascomycota, Leotiomycetes, Helotiales, Sclerotiniaceae. The transcript has 2 exons. Bases 1 to 2343 code for a protein of 780 amino acids. The record is from RefSeq and is a predicted model, not a curated record. Gene Ontology annotation, biological process: fungal-type cell wall biogenesis; transmembrane transport.
AUGCGACCGACAUUCUCAUCGUCACCAUGGGUCUUAUUGACUUCAUUUCUUACUCUCUUAUCUUGCGCAUCAGCAUCCACUCGAUUAAUUGAAUCCAAGUCCCUGAACGCGUGUCAGGACAACUCGAGUUUCACGGCAACAUUAUUCGAUGUCGUCUUCACACCUGGAAAUCUAACCUUCACAUUCGAUGUAGUGGGUGUCUCUUCGAUUCAAGGAAAUGUUACUUUCGAUGUUGAAGUCACGGCGUACGGAUAUCCCAUUUUAAAUCGGGUCAUCGAUCCAUGUACCUCUGGAUUCUCUGGUCUCUGCCCAAUGAGUACUGGUCAAAUCGAUAUUCAAUCUAACAUUGUUGUUCCUCAAUCUACCGUUGAUAGUAUUCCAUCAAUCGCAUACGGAGUACCGGAUUUGGAUGCUAAUGUUAAAGUGAUUAUCAAUGGUACAGCGAACCCAGACGUUAGCUUGGCAUGUGUCGAAGCCCAAUUAUCCAACGGACAAACUGUCGAUCAAAAGGGUGUAGGAUGGGCAACUGCUGUUAUCGCUGGGUUGGCUUUGGUAGCUUCUGCUGUAACAUCUGGAUUGGGUCAUUCAAACACUGCUGCUCAUGUAGCAUCCAACGCCUUGUCACUCUUUGGCUAUUUCCAAGCCCAAGCCAUGAUCGGACUCACUGCUGUUCCUCUUCCACCUAUUGUUCAAUCGUGGACUCAAAACUUUGAUUGGAGCAUGGGUAUAAUUGAGGUUGAUUUCAUGCAAAGCAUUGCAACUUGGUAUCAAAAGUCUACUGGUGGAACUCCAGCCACACUCUUGAACACUUUAACCACUACCUCCGUUCAAGUCGAGAAACGUUCUAUCGGAAAGAGAUCAGUCGAACAUACCAUUAAACUUCUCACUCGAGCACACGAAGUCUUGACGAAACGAGCCGAUACCACGACAACAACUGGUUCAUACCUUGUCAAAGGUGUUAAGAGAGUAGCAUUCCGCGCCGGUAUCGAAUCGACCAAUUUAUUCUUGACUGGUCUUGCUUUCUUCUGUAUCUUUAUCGUUUUCACCAUUUUAUUUGUUGCAUUGUUCAAGGGAUUCUGUGAACUUGCGGUUAGAAUGAAGUGGAUGAAAUCUGACAAAUUCCUGGAUUUCCGUAAUGGAUGGUUCACUGUUCUCAAGGGUAUCAUGUUCCGCAUGGUUCUUAUUGGAUACCCUCAGAUGACCAUUUUAUGUCUUUGGGAGUUCACCCAAAAUGAUUCGCCCGCAGAAAUUGUUUUGGCCAUUUUCUUCUUCUUUGGUAUGACAGGUACUCUCGCUUGGGCAGCUAUGAAAGUUGUUCGAAUCGCCAAACGAUCGGUUUUGAUGCACAAGAACCCAGCUUACAUUCUCUACUCUGAUCCUUCGGCUCUCAACAAGUGGGGUUUCCUUUACGUCCAAUUUAGAGCAACGGCUUAUUAUUUCAUCCUUCCAACGUUGAUCUACAUUUUGAUCAAGGGAAUGUUCAUUGCAUUCGGACAAAACGCAUCUACAGUUCAAGCUAUUGCUCUUCUUUUGAUUGAAGCAGCGGCUUUGAUUGGAGCUAGUGUCAUUCGACCAUGGAUGGACAGAAGUACCAAUUCUUUCAAUAUCGCCAUUUGUGCCAUCAACUUCUUAAAUACUAUUUUCCUUUUGGUUUUCACGGAUAUUUUCAAUCAACCUGGUAUCGUCACUGGUGUUAUGGGGGUUAUCUUCUUCAUCAUCAACGCCGUCUUUUCCUUGGUUCUUCUCAUUCUUGUUUUACUUGCUACGAUCUAUGCUUUUAUCCGCAAGAACCCAGACAGUCGUUACUUGCCAAUGACUGAUGAUCGUGCAUCAUUCAUCAAGUCAAACACUGGCUUGACUACCGAGUUGGAUGCUUUGGGAGCUACCGCUAGAGGCGAUAAAGCUGGAUACAAACACAACCUCGAUUUAGAUGAUGACAACGAUUCAUGGUCCUCGGAUUCUAUGAGAAACCCCGCAAACACGCCACUUCCACCUUCUACAGCCGGUACAGGAGCAUAUAGAGAUACGAACCCAUCAGUUAGAGAAGCACCUAAUUCACCUAUCGAUCCUUCGGUUCCUCUUUUCCCAGCAACCAACUCUCGUGGUCCACCACCAAAUUAUCAAGAUGGACGACCAAACAGCAAUGCUCCUUUGAUGUAUGGAAGUGAUAGAUCAAACAACGCAUCGCCAGCUCCAUAUAGAGAUAAUCAAUCGACAUCUAAUCUGUCGACAGGAUAUAGAUCACAAAACAGUGGUAGUCCUGCACCAGGGGGGUUCAGACAACAGAAUCAGAACCAGAGCAAUGCUAGUCCUUGGCAACGUGGAGCAGGUUAUGAUCAUUAA